Oppiella nova is the source of this 667-nucleotide messenger RNA. Lineage: Eukaryota; Metazoa; Arthropoda; Arachnida; Sarcoptiformes; Oppiidae. The record is from the annotation of a GenBank genome assembly.
AUGUGAUGUCAAUACUUACAGUGAGUUAGAAAAGUGAGUCAAUACUUGUAUUAUCAGUGAAUAGUGUUUCCUAUUAUCCCUUCAAAUCAAUAGCAUUUGAAUUAAAUAUAUGACAUAUCAGCAAUGGGUGCUGUGUAUAAUUAGGCAAAUAAGCAGUAUAUUUGAUGUUCAUAUUAAUAAUAGGCUUCUUCGAGGCGACGAAAGCAUAGGAAGAGCGUUGGUAUUGGUCUAUCGGUUGGAGAGCAGUGGCAGAGACGGCAUAUACGGCAUAUACGGCACUGACAUGAGUGGCAUUGUUAGCAGAGUUUGUGACAGACUUUCGCACUGGUAUUUCGUGUAUGAGUUACGCACUUCACUCUAUAUGCUGGAGCCCUGGGAAAAGACCACAUUCAACACAGCACUGUUGGCGUUCAUAGCGAUGGCCAGUUACACCACGUAUGCAUUCCUUCCCACUUAUACCAGAAGCGCUCUCUCCUAUUUCGGAUAUUCACAUCAAAACUCCUAUUCCUGUUCUAUAUCGGAGUCGGAGUCGGGUUUGAUGGCCUCUUUGGCUAACUGUUCCGCCUCAUCGAACAACUCUUUGGGCACCCAUUCGUGUUUGCCAUUAGUGUCGGCGCCGAUCCAACUCAUCUCCAGUUCAAAGGCUUUGUCUUUGAUCUCGUCGUGA